UCCUAAUGGCGUCGGCUGUUUACAAACAAGAAUUGUAUCUGUUCUGCCAAAGGAACUGACAUCUGGGUAAAUACGUGUGGCACGUUCACUCCCCCCUGCGCUUGUUUAUCCCAAGAAGAGUUCGCGAUAAGAAUAAAACAAUAACAAAUAGAUCGGAAUCACUUUUGCUUUUGCUUUUGGGCUGGUGAUGUCAUGGACUUGACUUUGUGCAUUAGUGCGACGUUGUUCACUGCCUGGAAGACAUUUUGCGGCAUUUUUUAAGUGGAAAGUGAAAUAUUGAAGCGGAAUUCAUAAUAUAAUAAAAAGAUACAAUGGACACUGCGCAACAACCUACUCCAGAUUUGGAUGAUUUCUGCCUAGAACACAUUUUUAGGUUUCUCAGAAUCCGUGAUUAUCUAAACGUUAGCAAUGCCUGUCCUAAAUUUGAAGUCAUAAUUAAACGGAUACUCACGAGAGAAAUGUUUAAUUUUAAUAGUAUCUAUGAAAACACGUCACUGUCCGAAGCAACCGAAAUUUUAGCUAAAUACGGUCAUGCCAUAAAAAAGUUAUUAAUAGAACUGAAAUUUGGAUAUCAUAAAAAUAUUAGAGACUAUUGCGAACUCGUUCCAACAAAUUGUCCAAACAUUGAAGAAAUCCAGUUCAACUUUCCUGGCAAAGUAGAUCGUGAGAUAAUGGAGGUGAUACUUAGAGGAUCAAAAAAUAUCAAGGUACUCCGCUGCAACACACUUGAACUGCUUGAUGACCACUGUCUUCUCAUGAGUCACCUAAGAGAGCUGGAAAAUCUUGACAUUAAAAACAACCGAGCUAUAUCAGGAAUUCAUUUGAAUAACUUAACGAAACUCAAGGAUCUAAAUCUUCAGGGAUGUUAUGGUUUGAAGUCAGAACAUUUCAUUGAAAUUUGCAAGGGGACCAAGUUGGAAAGGCUCAACAUUGCAAGUUGCAUAAAUCUCAAUGAAGCAGCAUUUGAAGUCCUGCUGCAAACUCAAUCAGAACUGGAAGAAAUCAGGAUCAACCAUUGGUACCAAAACGGCAAUGUAGAACACGUGGCCCGUUUACCAAACCUUAAGCACGUCAAUAUUUCUUGGUAUUCACAAAAGAAAGAAAGUAAAGGGACUGAACUCGUGAACAUCCUUGCCAGUUGCAACUCGGAUGCUAUUCAAACGUUACGAAUAUUCCGGCCCAAAAAUUUUACGCAGGCCCAGCGGGCAGGCAUUCUGAAAUUAUCCAAUCUGCUGACACUAUCCUUUGUUGCUGAUAUGGACCUCAAUGACCUCUUCUUAGCAAAAGUUUCUGAAGCUUGUCCCAAUUUAGAAGAAAUCGAUAUCUCAGAAUCAAAGAAUGUCACAAAUGAUGGCAUCAUUGAACUUGUACAAAACUUGGAGGGACUCCGCUCUUUGGAUCUGCGGUGUUGCAGGCAAAUCGAUGGAUCAUUAUACAGGAAAAUUGUUGCCAUCAGAACUAAAUCAAAAAAGGCGAAAUGCCUGCUAGUUUAUGUCUGGAAUACUGAAUUGGAGAAGAUGUACUUUGAGACUCCUGAAGAUUACUUCAAAUUAAGGAAAUUUGUGAAACUAUCAUUCAUUCCGAACUUUUGAAAGGUCAUGAGAAUGGAUAAGACGACCGAUGAAGACCUCAGUACCACCAGCAGCUUAUUCAGCAUCUGCGCGAUCCCCUUUAUAGACUGAAAACCAGCACUCCAAAAUGCCAAGUCAACUAUUUAAACAAGAGUUGGAAAACCAUGCAUCAUGUUAAAUAAUCCAAAACAUUCAACACCAUUUUCUUGGAGAAACCUGGUUUUGUCCACUAUCAGCAUAGGCUUUAUGGCGUCAAAUUCGUAAAAAAUAAACUCCUUAAAAGCCUUUCUUGAAAUAAAUGUAAUACU
Hermetia illucens (black soldier fly) is the source of this 1879-nucleotide messenger RNA. Its product is annotated as F-box/LRR-repeat protein 3-like. Gene Ontology annotation, molecular function: protein binding. Lineage: Eukaryota; Metazoa; Arthropoda; Insecta; Diptera; Stratiomyidae. Gene Ontology annotation, cellular component: SCF ubiquitin ligase complex. Bases 312 to 1592 code for a protein of 426 amino acids. The record is from RefSeq and is a predicted model, not a curated record. The transcript is spliced from 3 exons. Gene Ontology annotation, biological process: SCF-dependent proteasomal ubiquitin-dependent protein catabolic process.